This is a messenger RNA of Anthonomus grandis grandis, 1307 nucleotides long. Its product is annotated as serine/threonine-protein phosphatase 2A regulatory subunit B'' subunit gamma-like. The transcript has 5 exons. Gene Ontology annotation, biological process: T cell homeostasis; B cell homeostasis; microtubule cytoskeleton organization. Gene Ontology annotation, cellular component: centrosome; spindle. The record is from RefSeq and is a predicted model, not a curated record. Lineage: Eukaryota; Metazoa; Arthropoda; Insecta; Coleoptera; Curculionidae. The coding region runs from base 466 to 1194 and encodes 242 amino acids.
UCUUCUUGUGCACAUAGUUCUACGGUUGAAAUCUGAAGUUAAGAAUUUAAUUAAAAUUUAUAUACCUAAAUAGAAAUGGUUCAUUUAGUCUCAGAUUGUAGUUAAUAAAUUCCGAUUGACGCCAAACCGAACCAAUAAUAUAGUAACGUUAUGCCUACUAAUAAUGUAAUUUACGUUUAUUAAAAACCCUUAAAACAAAAACUUUAAACGGUUUUACACGCAGCACUGUAAAUAUGGAAGUCUUACCUAAAAAAACAAAUGUCACUCGGUGUUUCAUGAACUGGCAGGCGCAUCGCCAUCUGUAGUCUUUCUCCACAGUAGUUUCAUGGUAUAACUACAUUUUUUUCUAUAGACAUAGCAGGACCAAAAGUCAAACACUACCUCAAACCCAGUGUUUUUGCCAAAUUGCAACAGGGCGAUCCACAACAAGGUCGAGUAUCAAUUAUUUCAUUGUUCAAUUACAUCAUGAGAAAGAUGUGGCUGGAUCAUACAAGAGUAGGAUUAUCUGUCUAUGACAGUAAUAGACAAGGAUAUUUAACAGAAACAGAACUGGAAAAUUAUAUAAAUGAUUUGUUGCCUGGCCUGUGCCAGUUAGACGGCUUAGAGAAAUCCUUUCACAGUUUCUGCACUGCUGUAAGGAAAUUCUUGUUUUUCUUGGAUGGAGCAAGAACUAAUAGGAUAAGAAUUCUGGAUAUAUUGGCCAGCACCUUUCUAGAUGACUUAUUAGAGUUAAGAGAUGAAGAACUUAGUAAAGAGAUGCAAGAACAAAACUGGUUCAGUGCCCCCUCUGCUUUAAGGAUUUAUGGGCAUUAUUUGAACUUAGACAGAAAUCACAAUGGAAUGUUAAGCAAAACAGAACUUGCUAGCACAUUAACAAAACCAUUUCUAGAUAGGGUCUUUCAGACAUGUCUCACCUAUGGGGGCGAAAUGGAUUAUAAAACGUAUUUAGAUUUAGUUUUGGCUCUGGAAAACCGUUCGGAACCGCAAGUCUUGGCGUUUUUGUUUAAAAUCUUGGAUAUAAAAGAGUGUGGAUAUUUAGAUGCAUUCACCUUAAGUUAUUUUUUUAGAGCAAUUCAGGAGCAAAUGAAAGCCAGAUCAGAUCAGCCAGUCCCCUUUAAUGACGUGAAAGAUGAACUUUUCGAUAUGGUCAGGCCAAAAGAUCCAGAAAAAAAUCACCUUGCAAGAUUUAAUUAAUUGUGGACAGAGAGAUACUUUCGUUACGAUUUUAAUUGAAUUCUUAUGUUGUUACUGGGGUAUACAACCAUACUGUGGCUACUCCACAGUAGUCUCACUCCACAAUGAGUUAG